Messenger RNA from Armigeres subalbatus, 3986 nucleotides. RefSeq names its product protein dead ringer (gene retn). Lineage: Eukaryota; Metazoa; Arthropoda; Insecta; Diptera; Culicidae. The record is from RefSeq and is a predicted model, not a curated record. Bases 185 to 2977 code for a protein of 930 amino acids. Gene Ontology annotation, cellular component: nucleus. The transcript has 9 exons. Gene Ontology annotation, molecular function: DNA binding. Gene Ontology annotation, biological process: regulation of transcription by RNA polymerase II.
GUAGACUUUCGUCGGAGACGAUCAACGCCAGGAUCAUCAUCGUGCAUGGCCGUUCGAUGAGUCCGUUGGGAAAGGUGAAUCAAAAGACAUUAAUGUGAGUCAGUUCAUCGUGGGGGAAGGACUUGCGGGAGCAGAGACGCAGCCACAGCUUGUGCAGCCAGCAGACACCCAACAGAGCAGGAGCAUGACAUCCGGGAUGGAGUUUGGCCGCAGUCCAGAUCAUCACUCAGAGUUGAGCGGCACCCACACGGCCCAGUUCGGUCAGAACCUCCCGCUCGGCGUGCUCGGGAACCUCUCGGCGUUGAACAUGAACGUGCCAAAUCUGUCAGGGUUGACGGCGGCCGCAGCAGCGGCAGCAGCUGCCGGGCUCGGUGGCCACGGGGAUGUGCUGGAGAAGCUGAAGAUGCAAGUGCGCGACAUGAAGGUGGGACUCGGAAUGGGCGAUCAGAGUGAUUUUGCGGCGCUGCACGCCAGUUUCGGUGCCGGUGCAUUGCAACAGCAGCAGCAGCAGCUGCAGCAACAACAACAACAACAGCAACAUCAAACCGGAAGUGGGAAUUUGUUUGGGGGUGGGGCGGUUGGAAGUGUUGGGGGUAGUGCCGUUGGGGAUCAUAGGGUUGCGGGACAAAAUAGUGCAGGGGUCACAGGUGCGGGCACUGGGAACAAUAAUGGGAGCGGUUACACGUUUACGCUGCCCAAUGCUCCACCGGUCAACAAGGACGGAGCUGCCGGUUCGAGUUCGUCCACGUCCAGCGAGACGUCCAAUUCUUCACAGCAGAACAACGGCUGGAGCUUUGAAGAGCAGUUCAAACAAGUCAGACAGCUGUACGAAAUCAACGAUGAUCCAAAGCGGAAAGAGUUCCUCGAUGAUCUCUUCCUGUUUAUGCAGAAACGAGGAACUCCAAUCAACCGACUCCCGAUCAUGGCCAAAUCGGUGCUGGACCUGUACGAACUGUACAACUUGGUGAUCGCCCGUGGCGGCCUGGUGGACGUGAUCAACAAGAAACUCUGGCAGGAGAUCAUCAAGGGACUGCAUCUGCCAUCGAGCAUCACCAGCGCGGCCUUCACGCUGAGGACUCAGUACAUGAAGUAUCUCUAUCCCUACGAGUGCGAGAAGAAGAACCUGAGCACACCGGCCGAGCUGCAGGCCGCCAUCGACGGAAAUCGGCGCGAGGGACGCCGCUCCAGCUAUGGACAGUUCGAUUCGCCCUCGGUCCAGCGAUCGCCCAUUCCACAGGGCAUCCAGCAGAUGUCGCCCCUGUCGCUGGUUACCCACGUCAACCAGCAGCAGCACCACCGCCUCCUGGGGGCACCCAACGUGGGCCAAAUUCCCAACAUUCUCCCAGCGGAGUUCGAACAGCGCAUGCUUGAUUACAUCAAACUGUUCCAGCCCAAGGAGAUGAAACGCGAACAGAGCCCGGAACAUCAAAUGACCCCGCGGGAUGCACUCAAUGCGCUGGAAAUGUCCCGCGUUGCGCUCUGGAGCAUGUACAACAACAACACCAGCCCACCGAACUCGCUCAACACCAGCCCACCGGAGAUGCAGAGUCUCUUCCAUUACAACAGGGAAGCACUGAACCUGGCCGAAUCGCCACCGCAUCACAUGUCGAUCAAGCGCGAACGGGAUCACCCUAUGGACUUCACCUCGGAUCGUUCCACGGGCCGCGACUACCACAGUGGCAUGCCACCGGCCAAACGCAGCAACAACAACUCGAUCGCAGCCGUCGCCGCCCAACUUCAACAACAACAGCAGCAACAACACCCUCAACUGCACGCGCGCUCCGUCACACCCCAGAAGCUGAACCUCUCCUCCCACGAUGAAGAUGACGCCCGCUCGGACGGAACUCCCAUCAAUCUGCGCGGCGAAAAUGGUCUUCGCCACCACGAUGACGACGAUAUCCACGACGAGGAGGAAGAGGAAGAAGACGAAGAUAUGUCCAUGGCCGAGGAUGCCCACCCGCUCGCACUGAACAGAAUCACCGAACACGCUGCAGCCCUGGCCGCGGCCCAACGAGAACGCGAACAAGCACAGGUGAACCAUUUGGCGAGCCUAAACCUUAGCCUACUGGAGCGAGAACGGUGCGACAGCGCCGACAAACUGAAGCGCCAACAGCAGUUGCAGCUGGAACAGCUCCAGCGCGAACAGCUACUGCACCACCAACAGCAGGCACAACAGCUGCAGCAGCGCGAAAGAGAACAACGCGAACAACUGCAGCGGGAACGGGAACUUCAGAAGCAGCAAGAGCAACGGCAACAAGAACAGGAACAGCAGAACAGUGGCCGCCAACAGAACGGAGACCGGCUUAGCGGGACGACCGGUAUGGACAACGGAUGCAGUGAUACAAGUACCAGCCAUGAGCGCCCGAACCGAUCGGGUUCGUCGCCACGUGAGUCAUGCGGGACUUCGUCUGCGGCGGCGGCGGCAGUGACCAGUGGAAUUAUGGGAAUGCAGUUCAAGCUGAUCAGUCGAGGUGAUGCCUCCAAAGGCGACCAGCAGCUGGUAGUCUCAAUGGAAUUCAACGGUGUCCAGUACGAGGGUGUCCUAUUCGCCAAUCCCGCCUCGUCGGUUUCACCCAACUCCUCCUCAUCUUCGCAAAAAAUGCUAACCGUCGGUCCCGAUCCAAUCAUCACCGGAAGCAACAGGAGCCCAGCCAAUGGUACCAGCACGGCAGCUAUCCCAUCGCAUCACCAUCUCCACCAUCAGCAGCAGCACAACAACCUGCUCCAGCAUCAGCACCAUCAUCAGCUGCAGUCGUCCGGCGGUGGUCUUUUGGUACCGGCCCCGAGUGCAAUGUCUGCGUCCUCUUCGCCAGUGGGCAGCACCAGCAGCAGCCACACUUCCCACACCUCGGCACCAUCGCCCAUCGUUUCGCCAGCUAAAACGGCCAACUCGUCGAUAGGCGGUGAUGAACCGGUCGGACCCCCGGCGGCCCUGGGACUGCCACCCAUGGUUACACCGAGGCCACUAGUUUCCUAAGAUGUUAGUUUAAGUAAGACUCUCUCUGUUUUUGUAUUAAUUUAGUAGAAUGGUUCUUCUUAGCUGGAGAAUGCUUUUAUAGUUUAGAAUGCACUUUCUUCCCUGAAAUGUGGGAAGAAAGCUGCCCCAAUCUCGCAAUCCUUACAAUGUGUCUCUUUUAUCGGGCUCUCGAAUGUUGCAUUUUUUCGUUCUUAUCAGUAGGAAAAUGAUAAACUUUUUAUUUUAAUCCUAGAUUAAUGUAAUUAAUUAAAACCCUGACUAAAUUUUAACACGUUAGUAACGUGACAUGAGCAGCAAAAUUUCUAUCAGUGCAAAGAAGCUUUCGAGUCCGAUUCGGUCCAGAAAAGCUUUCGCGGAUUGAUUCGGACGUUUGGCCGAACCAGAAGGUGGCAGCACGCUGCUUUCCCGAUUGGCCAAGACACCGACCCUUCGAAUCGGGUGCAGUAACAAAGAGCUUCGAGCGCGAAUCGGUUCGCGCGUACACACACAGACACUGAACGAAAGCAACACUUUUGAACCAAAAAUUAUUUUUAAUAUUUUAUUGCAUUAAAUUUUUAAUGGAAGUUUGAACAAAAUGUUAUAAAUCGGAAUCGCAAUGCCAGGAAAGUAAAUAGCAAUCUAUCAUAACACAGCACAGUGGCUGUUGGGCAGCGGAGUAGUGCAGCAAGAUGUAAAUGUGAAGAAGCUUGUAGGAUGGUAGAUGGCUCUAGUUAAUAUGAAUUAAUAAGUUAGAGUAGAAAGUUGUUUAGAAGAGUGAGCGAUGUGAUUAUUUUUUACACUCAAAAAGUGCACGACUUUAAGCGGUUUAUGAGACAUUUCAUCUUCAGUUAAAACAGCUCAUUUCUUAAAAAGGCGACACAAUAGAUUUGUACAUAGGUUUUUGCUUAAGAUUAAAACUUAAGAACUACUUAAAUCAAAUUCAUAAUCUCUCUUAACUUAAAGAAGCACAUCAAUUUUUGAAGCGGAUCAAAUGAGUGGAAGAUCAAUAAAAUGUUACGCAUUAAAUGAA